Peromyscus eremicus (cactus mouse) is the source of this 1447-nucleotide messenger RNA. RefSeq names its product transmembrane p24 trafficking protein family member 8 (gene Tmed8). NCBI's taxonomy places the organism in Eukaryota, Metazoa, Chordata, Mammalia, Rodentia, Cricetidae. The record is from RefSeq and is a predicted model, not a curated record. Bases 329 to 1102 code for a protein of 257 amino acids. The transcript has 6 exons.
GUUCUGCUGCCCAGUGUCUUCUGAUAACUCACUGCUCGCUGCCUCUGGAACCUUGGUUUCUGCUGGUAGCUGUGUAUCUGUUUCUGUAGGCGGUUCUGUGGGUACAUCUACUGAAACCUCUGGUGGUUGUAGGUCUGGCUCCUCGUGUUUUUCACCCAUGGGAACCUCCAAAUCCUCUCCUGCUCCCCACGAUGUCUCUAACUUCAACACUUGAGUUGUCUCUGGUUCAGCUUGGCUAGAGAAAGAAGAUCUGGAAAACACUAAGGUCAACUCUCCACUGGCUUCUGCCUCUGACCCAGAGCCCCAGUCCUCACCCUACAGGCCACAGAUGGUAUCUCCCGUGAGUAAGGAUAACACGGAAGAUCUACAGAAAGCAGCUGGUGCUUCAGAGGUUCAGGCUCCGGGGGAGCAGGAGUUGCUCCCAGCAGACCAGGCUCAGGUACACAGUGAGAUGGCCAAGUACCAAGCUCCACAACGAUCUGGAGACAUGGUCAUGAUCCAGUCUGAGCACACUGGAGCUGUAGAUGUCCUUUCAGCGGAUUUGGAAUCUGCAGAUCUUCUGGGGGACCACAGGAAAGUCUCUCCACCUCUGAUGGCCCCUCCGUGCAUCUGGACCUUUGCCAAAGUAAAGGAAUUCAAAAGCAAGCUGGGCAAAGAGAAGAACAGCCGUCUGGUGGUGAAGCGGGGAGAAGUAGUCACCAUCCGGGUCCCUACCCAUCCCGAGGGAAAGCGUGUCUGCUGGGAGUUCGCAACUGAUGACUAUGACAUUGGCUUUGGAGUUUAUUUUGACUGGACCCCGGUCACCAGCACUGAUAUAACUGUGCAGGUCAGUGAUUCGAGCGAGGAUGAGGAUGAAGAAGAGGAAGAGGAGGAAGAGCUCGAAGAACCCGUCCCUGUGGGAGAUGUGGAGAGAGGCUCCAGGAGUUCUCUACGGGUUCGCUACGGGGAGGUCAUGCCUGUGUACCGGAGGGACAGCCACCGAGAUGUGCAAGCUGGCAGCCAUGACUACCCUGGCGAGGGCAUCUACCUGCUCAAGUUUGACAACUCGUACUCCCUGCUGCGCAACAAGACUCUGUACUUCCACAUCUACUACACUAGCUGAAGGACGCGAGGCUGGGGCAGGCUGUGUUUGCUGGCUGAAGCAGGCUGCCAGCUGGUGCCUCUUGUCUAUAAGCAAGAGCCUCAAGUUCUGUGUGGGGCUUCUAAGCCUCGUGCCCUGCCUGGCAUGCCUGACUAUUGACCCCAUGUAGCUUUCCCCCUUUCUUGGCUUCUGCAGGUGGUGGUGUAGUGCUUCUGUUCUGUGGUUCCUGACUCACACUCUUGUUUCCGACUCCAGCAAAAACCCUCUCAGACGGCCCCUGCGAGGCAGAAGGCUGAAAUGAAGUAGAAGGGUGUCUUUUAAAAAUUGAUUCACGCUGGUAAAGCUUAUCAUUCAGGUUGCCGCUCA